This is a messenger RNA of Dreissena polymorpha, 1022 nucleotides long. Its product is annotated as protein jagged-1a-like. The record is from RefSeq and is a predicted model, not a curated record. Gene Ontology annotation, molecular function: calcium ion binding. NCBI's taxonomy places the organism in Eukaryota, Metazoa, Mollusca, Bivalvia, Myida, Dreissenidae. The transcript is spliced from 7 exons. The coding region runs from base 43 to 636 and encodes 197 amino acids.
GACAUUUUAACACUGAAUUGUAAUAGGCCGUAGUUGGACGUAAUGAAUAUGCAGGGGUUUAUACAAGCAGUCUUGUUUCUUUUAACGGUAACGAAUGUGUGUAAUGCAAACUCGUGUUUCGGGAAAGCAUGUUUAACAAAUAAUAUGUGUGUGGAUUUUCAUGAUCAAUGUAUAUGCAACGUGGGUUAUAAAAUGAAUUCAACCACUGGGGAUUGCGACGAUGUGGACGAAUGCGCCAACCAUUACCACGAUCCUUGCGGACACAGAGGAAGCUGUACCAAUUCUCUCGGCAGUUUCUUUUGCAACUGUCUCUAUGGUUGGACAAAUGAUACGCACUGCUUAACGAAAGUGCAAGACUGUCCUCUAUGUAUGCCAGGGUAUGAAGGAUCGAGAUGUGAUUACACAGUCUGCGAACACGGGUUUGCUGAACCAAUAGGCAUGAAUAAUUUUUCUCCAUCUAUGAGGACACAUUGCAAAUGCCCGGAAUCCGUGACCUGCCCAACCUGCCCAACCAGUGCUGAAAUCGUAACGCACUCUAAUAAGGAUAGUGUGGGAAACUAUAUAUGUGAGUCCCACCCCUCGUGGACUGGAAAUAACAGUGUCACCGACAAUAAGGAUAUUUUGGGUGGGUAUUGAAUUGCCUUUGGUUUGGGAAUUUUUUUUACAAAACUAAUGCUUUAUUAGCGUUUGUAUAAAUCUUUUUUUGUUCAAUCAUAAAACCUAGAUGUUAUACUAGCAUACUUUAUGACAAAAUACAAUUCUUUUAUUUAAAAUAUUUAUUGGUACAUUUAGAAAACGUGUAAGUUAUUGACGUUGUAUUAAACGCUAAACAACUUUUUACCUGAAGUACAGUGUUUUAUAGCAGUGUUACCGGACCGAAUACUCGUGUACGUUCUGUUUGGCCUGCUGUGCCUCAUGCUGUUGAUUAUCAUUCUGCUAUCGUGCCAAUUGUGUCAUCGUACGAGAGAGAGAUCUAGAAAGCGUAAUUUUAAGGCCCCCGAACAGUUGCGGACUAGUUUCGG